AUGUCACAAAUUCGCCCCUCGCGCAGCCUCGCCGGCAAGGUGGCCAUCGUGACAGGCGCGGGGACGCUCGGCGAGGGCAUCGGCAACGGGCGGGCCACCGCGAUCCUGCUGGCCGAGGAUGGGGCGGCGGUGGUGUGCGUGGACCGCGACGGCGCGCUGGCGGAGCGCACGGCGGAGAUGAUACGGGCCGAGGGCCGGGGCAGGGCGCUGGCGCUGGCGGCGGACGUGACGCGCGACGCGGAGUGCGCGGCGGUGGUGGAGGCGGCGCUGGAUGCGUUUGGGCGCGUCGACGUGCUGGUCAACAACGUGGGCGUGCUGGGGGCGCGGGGAACGGCGACGGAGGCGGACGCGGAGGCAUGGGCGCGGGGGCUCGAGGUCAACGUGACGAGCAUGGCGCUCAUGGCCAAGCACGCGAUCCCGGCGAUGCUGCGCAACGACAUCAACAACAACGACGCCGACGCCGCGGGAGGGGGAAUCCGCGGCAGCAUCGUCAACGUCGGGUCGGUGGCCGGCCUGCGGGGCGGGACGCCGAGCCUGCUGUACCCGACGAGCAAGGGCGCCGUGGUCAACAUGACGCGGGCCAUGGCGGCGCACCACGGCGCGCAGGGCGUGCGGGUCAACUGCGUGUGCCCGGGGAUGCUGCACACGCCCAUGAUGGACAGCCCCGCGGCGCCCAUGUCGGCGGAGACGCGCGAGGCGAGGCGCCGGCGGAGCCUGCUGGGCACCGAGGGCAGCGCGUGGGACGCGGCGGCGGCGGUGCGCUUCCUGGCGGGCGGGGAGGCGCGCUGGAUCACGGGCACGGUGCUGACGGUGGAUGCGGGCGCGACGUGCUCGACGGCGAUUGCCAUGGACUGA
Purpureocillium takamizusanense is the source of this 855-nucleotide messenger RNA. RefSeq lists its product as uncharacterized. The record is from RefSeq and is a predicted model, not a curated record. The transcript has a single exon. Lineage: Eukaryota; Fungi; Ascomycota; Sordariomycetes; Hypocreales; Ophiocordycipitaceae. Bases 1 to 855 code for a protein of 284 amino acids. Gene Ontology annotation, molecular function: oxidoreductase activity, acting on the CH-OH group of donors, NAD or NADP as acceptor.